This is a messenger RNA of Coregonus sp. 'balchen', 1916 nucleotides long. Lineage: Eukaryota; Metazoa; Chordata; Actinopteri; Salmoniformes; Salmonidae. The record is from the annotation of a GenBank genome assembly.
GUUUGCCUCAUUUUCUAUGGGUUCCGUGCCACACCUGGGUUUGUGCACGAACAAGCAAAAGUGUAAUCAGAGUAGGCGUGACUUCAGCCAAUUCCUCCUCUCCUCCACGAGUCUGUGGAAACAGGAAUCUACUCUACUCUGCCUGACACAGCUGAAGUUUUCUGAACAUAGAAGGUGAAUAUCUUUACAUUGUCUUCAUCAUAAUUAACAUCUUCUGCCUGCUAGAAUAUUUAGCGUGUGAUGCAUUGGGAUCAGGACUGUUUGUUUGCUACCUUGCCUAGACUUUUAGAAACGUGCAUCUGCCUGCAAACUCUCGAGGUUCGAGGUUGAAGGGAAGAUUAAAGAGAUUUUAAAUGAAUGUUAUUUUGUUUCUGUUGGCAAAGCUACUCUCAAAGCUACUCUCAAAGCUACUCUUCAGCUGUCAUUAUCUUUACACUCCAGACUUACUCUGUUUCCACUCAUCUAAAUGCCACUAUACAGGUUUUUUCCCUGUAACUCCCUCAGACCAGCCAAGAUGCCAGAGAACGCAGAGGCCGUUUCAGCCACUCUAACCACCAACAGGAACUGUACUAUAGAGAUCACCAAUGUCACCACCGGGUACUGUCUCAUCAACCCCAAGUAUGUUGGCAUUCAAUACUCUAAUCUCCUUACAUUACAUACAGUAUACCACUAUGGAAAUUAAAUUACAUAACUAAAUAGCAAACCAGCUGACCAUCCCCAGAUUGUUAUUUGUCUGUUACUUUUCGGUGGAAUUUCUCAGAGUAAAUAUAUUUUAUGGCAGGCAUCUCUUGGAUGGGUGGUUUUCAUGUGUAAGGUGGCUUUGAACACAUCCACCUAUCCAUCAUGAAGUGACACAAUGUGGCUCAUUGCACAUUGCAUGCUGGUUCACUCUGUGUUGCUUACGAAUCCAUAGCAGCACUCACACUCCAUCCAUCAGCACAGAGUGGCUGGACAGAAAGAAAGGAAGAAUGAAAUGACUAAAAGUAGAGGGACAGUGAUCGUAAAAGUACAAGUUUAAAAGUGUAUUUUCACAUGACUUUAAGUCCAUUUGAAAGGUUUUGCAUUUUGAAUAAAUGACCAUCUUCAGCAACAUGAAUGUUCAGAUAAUUAAUUAGAACCUUAAUGACACCCCUUCCCCAUUACUACCCCCCAGGGUGUAUAUGUCCAGUGGCUACUGCUACCAUCCACCCCAGCCCACAGUCCGCACCACCAAGACAGAGGUGUGCUCCUUCACCAAGGAUGACGACACAGCCACAGGCGCAGUGGGGGUCCUGACCUACGACCUUUUCCACAUGCAGAGCCGUGUGUGCUCAGAACGCAUGGCCAUCAUGUUCUCCGUGCCCUAUGACUACAACUUCUACAAGAACUGGCUGGGGGUGGGCGUCUUCGAGGUGGCACGCGCCUGCGACAAGCAACUGUACAACCACAUGUACAAUGAGAAGGACUUCAGCAAGUUUGCCCGAUCAGAGGCCCGUGGGUCAGGGGUGGAGUACAAGGCCCAACACGUAGACCUGAGGGCCACCAUGUCCAAUGUUGGGAAGUCCAUCAUUAAGGUGGAGCUCUAUGAUAAAAUGGGGCACUAAUAAGGGAAAACAAGCCAUUUUACCAACUCACAGCAGGGAAAGAGUUUAUAUUGAUACAUAACCAUGUACUAAAUAUAAUAAUGAAUGAAUCAACCAACUGAGGUGGUUUAUGUUAUCCAAUUAAUGAACUUUAUCAACUGGAAGAUAUUGCUGUCUAAUUGUUCACAACACUCGAUUCAGUGUAUUUUUCUGCACCUGUACAUGUUUGUUUUAUUAAAACAUUUAACAAUGAAUUGGUGUAAGAUGUUUUGGUGAUAACCUUUAACAUGUACUUACACACUAUAACAGUUUCAUGUAUCAUUAAUAAUUACCAUUAAGAAUAAAUGGUUAUAC